AUGACUCCAGGUUUCCUCCUUUUCCUCUCUAUGACAGUCGUUCUGAGUGCAACUAUCAGUCAAGAUCAAAGUGAUGCAUCUUUGGGCAUCAGUGAAUUCAUCAAACAAGCCAAUGCCAGCAUAGAGAAGGAACAACAAUUUAGGACUAUUUCACCUCGUUUUCGGAGGAAUGCAGAUCCAUGCACAGAGACUUAUUGCAAGUGGCCAGGUGGACACUACGUCAUAGUGCCCUAUGAGAUCUCAUGUUCAUACACUUCAGCAGAACGUGAAAUCAUCGUCAGAGGCUUGUUGUCUUUCCACGACUCCACCUGCAUUCGCUUUGUUCCAAAGAGUUUGAACACUAGAGAUUACCUUUACUUCUUCUCUGGAGCUGGGUGUUCAUCCUAUGUGGGCCGUCAGCAGGGAAAACAGAACAUUUCCCUGGCGUCAGGCUGUUUGAACAAGGCCACAAUACAGCAUGAGGUACUCCAUGCUCUGGGCUUCCACCAUGAGCAGUCCCGUUCUGACAGAGACCAGCAUGUCCAGAUCCUCACCAAAAACAUCAAGCCAGGACACGAACGUAACUUCAAGAAGGUGCAGACUAACAAUUUGGGAACGUCCUAUGACUUCAAAUCUGUCAUGCAGUACAGCAAAUAUGCCUUCUCCAAGAAGAGGAACCAUCCGACCAUCUUUGCAAAGUCCAAUCCUAAGCUUGAAUUUAAAAAGGCCAAGGAGAUGAGUGACAAUGAUAUUGCCCGUGUAAACAGACUUUACAAGUGCAGUGAGUAAAAAGAUAAAAAUCUCUAACAAUGGCAAAAAAGGGGUCGGACUGC
Archocentrus centrarchus (flier cichlid) is the source of this 812-nucleotide messenger RNA. RefSeq names its product low choriolytic enzyme-like. The record is from RefSeq and is a predicted model, not a curated record. Lineage: Eukaryota; Metazoa; Chordata; Actinopteri; Cichliformes; Cichlidae. The transcript is spliced from 9 exons. Gene Ontology annotation, molecular function: zinc ion binding; metalloendopeptidase activity. Bases 1 to 768 code for a protein of 255 amino acids. Gene Ontology annotation, biological process: proteolysis.